Molecule: messenger RNA, 414 nt
Organism: Paramecium tetraurelia
Lineage: Eukaryota; Ciliophora; Oligohymenophorea; Peniculida; Parameciidae
Exons: 2
Source: RefSeq, a predicted model, not a curated record
AUGAUUCCGUGUUUAUUAUCAGUGAUUUUUGGAACAAUAUUUACGAUGAUGAUAGGAUUUUAUUGGUAUUCAAUAUUAUUUUGUGACCGUUACUUGAAGGAAGCAAAUAUUAAAUUAGACAAAAAAAAAGAAGAUGAUGAAUAAAAUAGUAAACCUUUGAUUUUAGAAUUGUUGGCCAGAUUCAUAAAGGCAUCUUUAAUUACAUACUUAUACAGCAUUCUCAAAGUGAAAAAUGAGAGAGAUUUGGGAUUGGCGCUAUCAUUGGCUGUGUUUUUUUGUGUCACUUUUGACUUGUAAUAUUUCACCUCAAAAGUGGUUUGGGAGUAAAAGACUUGGAAUUUCUUUUUUAUGAAGGUGAUUGAACAAUUUAUUUCACUUUCAACUCUUUCCAUUAUUGCAUACAUUUUUGUAUGA